UUGGCACUUUUAACUAGCAAAUCCCUCCUACCCUGAUCUAUUAGUCACUCAUUACUCAGACAACAAAAGAGAGAAAUAAUAUUCCCAGUGCAGAGAUGGCAUCCAUGACCAUGACUGCCUCAUUCUCAGUUGUGACCAAGCUUCCAGCUUCCACCUCUGCUCGCCGGCCAGGCCUCAUUGUGGCCAAAGCUUCAACAGUCACAGAUGCAGAAAAAGCCAACUUGGAAUUCAAGCACAACAGCAAGGAAGAGAGUAGCAGUGGGAGGAGGGACUUGGUCUUUGCUGCUGCUGCAGCUGCAGCAUUCUCUGUCGCCAAGCUUGCCAUUGCUGAAGAGCCAAAGCGGGGUACCCCAGAAGCCAAGAAGAAGUACGCACCUGUUUGUGUCACUAUGCCUACUGCACGUAUCUGUCGCAAGUGAGGCUAGCCGUUUGAUAAAUUUCCUUGAAUUGUUGUUUAUGGUUAGUCCGAGGGAAAUGUAAAAGAUGUAACUCUAUGCAUAUUUGUAUCAUUUUCAUUGGAAAUGGUCCUCUGACUUCAUUUUAA
Molecule: messenger RNA, 544 nt
Organism: Carya illinoinensis
Lineage: Eukaryota; Viridiplantae; Streptophyta; Magnoliopsida; Fagales; Juglandaceae
Product: photosystem II 5 kDa protein, chloroplastic-like
Exons: 1
Coding region: 96-419 (107 amino acids)
Source: RefSeq, a predicted model, not a curated record